Exophiala bonariae is the source of this 1353-nucleotide messenger RNA. RefSeq lists its product as uncharacterized. NCBI's taxonomy places the organism in Eukaryota, Fungi, Ascomycota, Eurotiomycetes, Chaetothyriales, Herpotrichiellaceae. The record is from RefSeq and is a predicted model, not a curated record. Bases 1 to 1353 code for a protein of 450 amino acids. The transcript has 2 exons.
AUGUCCGGAGAUGUGUCUGAAGACUUUGAGAUCGAAGAAUCUGCCAUCGUCGAGUGGGCAAACGCCAGCUUAACAAAAGAUAUACCAAGACACUCAUUGCGACUACUCAUCGGGGCACCCGAAAACCACGAAAGCGAUGCGGAAAUCCUACCGCUGCCAUUUUCUUCAUCUACGUACAACGCGAUCUGCCAAUCAUGGCACCUUCCGUCUGAGCUCCUCCGUAUGGCUAUGAGUACUUUGCCGUUGGCUGUUGCCUUUGACGCUGCCGAUGUAGAUGGCAGCCCACUUAAGGGUCUCAUGUUGAGGGUUGGCAGAUCACGAGAUUGGAAUUUCUGUCUGGGGUUGGUGCAUUGUCCUUCUAAGGGGAUUACCUGUGGCAUCCUCACUGGCAUGCAGCACGACGAAAUCGAAAAGCUACUAUGGUGCUUACGUGAGUCCCGCAUUCAUAUACGUGAUCCCUUGCUAUUGCCAGUUUUCUUAAUCGAACUGAGGGUUCAUUUCUUCGCGCUCUUGUUGGAGAAGAGAGCACUUGGUAUUGAAGGCAUCGAGCAUUCGACUGGUAUGCGUCAUGGUUUUAGCACCGAUCCCCGGAAGCUUGCUCUACUUGACCAUGAUCGCAAAUUAAAAGCCAAGAUGCUGGAUUUCGACCCAAUCACUCAAAAGCUUACGGGAGUGACAGGAACCUUGAGCUUCUGUGACAUGACUUUCAGCUCCAGCAAGAGAGCACUGGAGGUCAUAAUCAAGAUGAGAGCAGCAAUUGGAGCCGGAAACCAAGCCUCUACAGCAGGAACGGGAGAUCCAUGCAUGACUGGUGCUCUAAGCAGGAGAAUCGACUACCUCAGUGAACUGAUCGAGGGUUCACAAGCCUAUGGAACUGUGCUCUCAGCUAGGACCAAAGCACAAGUACAAACGGUGUACUCUAUGAUAGGCCAAAGAGACAAUCGGGUCAACAUCGAAACCGCCGCGGCAUCUCGUGAAAUUGCAGAAGAUUCGCGACGAGUGGCAGUUCUCACCAGGAAAGACAGCCUCGACAUGCGAAUCAUAGCCGGUGUGACUCUUAUAUUCCUCCCAGGAACAUUCAUGGCAACAAUGUUCGGCUCCGGCUUUUUCAGAUUUUUGCCAGAAAAUUCGACGCAGCUGGUGUCGGAAUGGAUCUGGUUAUACUGGACUUUAACGAUUACCAUCACAGCAAUAGUGCUUCUAUCAUGGGUUUACCUAUCCAAACGGCACAGCCGCAUAUUUUUUGAGAUUGAACGUGAACGUUCGCUGUUGUCGUUUUCUCGUGUCGGAGACGAGGGAUUGAUCAAACGGGAUCAGAUAACGCUAAAAGCUGAACGUUCGCGUUCAUCAUAA